AUGUCAUUAAAGGCGCAGAAAAGGAGAAGGAAAAGGGAAAGACAAAAGGAAAGAAAAAAAGACAGACUCAGUGGCUUACCCGACGAUCUUCUUUUGCAUAUAAUGCAAUUUAUGAUCACAAAACAUUGUGUCCAGACUUGUGUUUUGUCUAAAAGAUGGAAAAACCUUUGGAAAUAUCUCACUAAUAUCAAGUUGCAUUUCAUUAGUGAAAGCAACAGUGUUCUCAUCGAUGAGUUUGUAUCCCAGUUUCUAUCUUGUCGUGACAACUCUGUUCCCCUUCAUAGCAUAUCAUAUAAGAAUUAUGAAAUUCCCCCUAAAACUACUAAUAUUCUUGUAGAGAUCAUGGAAUAUGCUGCGUCCCAUAAUGUUCAACAACUAGUAAUCAAUACUGAAACAAUUGAGUUGUCCCCUUCCAUUUUUAAUUGCUGUUCUUUGACAUCUCUUACUCUUUGCCUGCGGGAUGCAUAUAAACCUAGUACUACCAAAAUGUUUCCAAAAUCUUUGAACUUGCCGGCAUUGAAAACUUUAAAACUUGAGCAUUUCACUUUCCUUACUAGUGACAGUGGCUAUGCUGAUCCAUUUUCAACAUGUAAUAUGUUGAGUAAGUUGGCCAUUUUUUCUUGUGGUUUACAGGAUGAUGCGCAAGGCCUUUGCAUAUCCAAUUCUGAAGUUUCUAAUUUGGAAAUAGGUACAUUUAAGCCUCAUUAUUACAAAAUUCACAAAAUCAUACUUUGUACUCCAAAACUUACUUCUCUCGCAAUCAACGGCGAUCGUCCUACUUUCCCAGCCCCUUCUACAUGCAAUUUAACUUUGUUGGAAGAACUAAAAUUUGAUUGUUGGUUUGGGUAUACUAUGGGAGAAGGUAUCUUGAUUAGUUGGUUGCAUUUGCUUGCUAAAGUCCAGAUAAUUACUCUCAAUCACGGAAUCCUUGACUUUAUGGUUAAUGCUUUGAAAAAUAGUGGUUCAAUGAGAGCUCAACUUCCUAGUUUUGUUAAAUUGAAGUCACUGCAACUGGAAUCUCACCGAUGGAUAAGUGAUGAAAGAGCAAGAGAAAUGGAUGAUGCGCAAGACCUAUGCAUAUCCAAUUCUAAAGUUUCUAAUUUGGUCAUAGGCACAUGCACAUCUAUUCCUUGUUCCAAGUUCAAGGAUAGAAAAGGAAUCUAA
Messenger RNA from Trifolium pratense (red clover), 1164 nucleotides. RefSeq names its product putative F-box/FBD/LRR-repeat protein At1g78760. Gene Ontology annotation, molecular function: protein binding. The transcript has 3 exons. The coding region runs from base 1 to 1164 and encodes 387 amino acids. The record is from RefSeq and is a predicted model, not a curated record. Lineage: Eukaryota; Viridiplantae; Streptophyta; Magnoliopsida; Fabales; Fabaceae.